This is a messenger RNA of Capronia coronata CBS 617.96, 951 nucleotides long. RefSeq lists its product as uncharacterized. The record is from RefSeq and is a predicted model, not a curated record. The transcript has 3 exons. The coding region runs from base 1 to 951 and encodes 316 amino acids. Lineage: Eukaryota; Fungi; Ascomycota; Eurotiomycetes; Chaetothyriales; Herpotrichiellaceae. Gene Ontology annotation, molecular function: acetylpyruvate hydrolase activity.
AUGGCUACUUCUGCUCCAUUCCGACGUGAGUCUGCUCUUGACAAACAACAAUACAAACAAGAUCACACCGAAGCUCACAAUUGCCCUCUAGGUCUUGUCCGUUUCGUGCCUCGAUCCGACCCAUCCAAGGUUCUCAUCGGUCAACCUGAAGAUGACAACCUUGAUAUCGGUGUCGCCCUGAGGAAAGGCCAGGAAGUCCCUGUCAAGGUCUUUUCCGGGACUUCUGUGCUGUCUCCGGGCCAAGACACCGGCAUCAGUGCCAUCAUUGAUCGAGUUCUGUCACCGUUGAGCGUGUCUGAGGUCGGCACGAUCCGCUGCAUUGGGUUGAAUUACAAACAACACGCCGCCGAAGUCAACAUGGCUCUUCCCACGGUGCCCACGGUCUUCAUGAAACCAAACACGUCGCUCGGCGAUCCAUGGCCUGCACCCACCGUCCUCCCAAAACUCUCACAGCUCGAUGACUGUGCUGACUACGAAGCCGAGCUCGCCGUCGUGAUUGGCAAGGCGGCCAAGAACGUGUCCGAAGCCGAUGCGAUGGACUACGUGCUCGGGUACACGGCAUGCAACGACAUCUCGAGCCGCAGCAGCCAGUUUGCGCAGAGCCAGUGGUCUUUUUCCAAGGGAUUCGACGGCGCCUGUCCGAUCGGGCCAGCCCUCGUGUCACCCUCCUUGAUUCCUGAUCCGUCCAAACUCCAUGUCCGCGGCCUGAAGAAUGGAGAAGUCCUGCAGGACUGUGGGACGGAUGACCUGAUCUUUUCGGUCCCCAAGCUCAUUAGCUUCCUGUCUCAGAGCACAACGCUGCCGCCGGGCACCCUGAUUGUCACUGGGACGCCGGCCGGGGUGGGGAUCGUGCGGAAGCCGAAAGUCACCCUCAAGGCAGGCGAUGAGUUUGCCGUCGAAAUCAAGCCGUACAUUGGAACAUUGAUCAACACGUUUGAGAAUGAAGAGUGA